This is a messenger RNA of Acinonyx jubatus (cheetah), 2779 nucleotides long. RefSeq names its product tRNA-yW synthesizing protein 5 (gene TYW5). The coding region runs from base 79 to 1026 and encodes 315 amino acids. The transcript has 8 exons. Gene Ontology annotation, molecular function: tRNA binding; 2-oxoglutarate-dependent dioxygenase activity. The record is from RefSeq and is a predicted model, not a curated record. Gene Ontology annotation, biological process: wybutosine biosynthetic process. NCBI's taxonomy places the organism in Eukaryota, Metazoa, Chordata, Mammalia, Carnivora, Felidae.
GUUUCCGGGCGGAUGGCGCGCUGACGGACGUGUCGGGCCGGGGUUCCUGGGACUUGAGCGGGACAGGCGUGAGCGACCAUGGCCUGGCAGAGCAUCCCGGUAGCCCGGCUGGAGGGCGUUUCGCAGGAACAGUUCACGCAGCAGCUGUACCCUCAGAGAAAACCUCUAGUGUUGGAAGGAAUCGAUUUGGGGGCAUGUACAAGCAAAUGGACAGUGGAUUACCUGAGCCAAGUUGGAGGGAAAAAAGAAGUAAAGAUUCAUGUUGCUGCAGUUGCCCAGAUGGACUUCAUUAGUAAGAACUUUGUAUAUAGAACUUUACCUUUUGAUAAGUUGGUUCAAAGGGCAGCUGAAGAAAAGCAUGAAGAAUUCUUUAUUUCAGAGGAUGAGAAGUACUACUUACGGUCACUUGGGGAAGACCCUAGAAAGGAUGUUGCAGAUAUCAGAAAGCAGUUUCCUUUACUGGAAGGAGAUAUUAAGUUUCCAAAAUUUUUCAAAGAGGAGCAGUUCUUUUCCAGUGUUUUUCGAAUUAGCUCACCAGGAUUACAACUUUGGACCCACUACGAUGUAAUGGAUAACUUCUUGAUACAAGUGACAGGAAAAAAACGUGUUGUACUAUUCAGUCCUCGAGAUGCCCAGUAUCUAUAUUUAUCAGGUACUAAAUCAGAAGUACUGAAUAUAGACAAUCCAGACUUAGCUAAAUAUCCACUGUUUUGCAAAGCUAGAAGGUAUGAAUGUUCCCUUAAAGCUGGAGAUGUAUUAUUCAUUCCUGCUUUAUGGUUCCAUAACGUAAUCUCUGAAGAGUUUGGAGUGGGAGUGAAUGUUUUUUGGAAGCACCUUCCGUCUGAAUGCUAUGAUAAAACGGAUACCUAUGGAAACAAAGACCCUACGGCAGCAUCAAGAGCUGCACAAAUUCUGGACAGAGCUUUAAAAACACUGUCUGAAUUACCAGAGGAAUACAGGGACUUCUAUGCACGGCGAAUGGUCUUACACAUUCAAGAUAAAGCCUAUAGUAAAAACUUUGAGUAAAUAAUGAAGUGAAUGCAAGUAAUAUAAACUUUGCAAUACAGUUCAACUCAAAUAUUAGAAAAGUAUAACAUAUAAAAUAUUUUUUAAAGAUUGAUUCUUUGUUAAAAUAGGAAAGAUAAAUCUAUCUCAGACUUAUAGAUUAAAUAUGAAUUUGUAUUUAUAUGGUUUCUAUUUAAUACAGUAGGUUGAAAGAAUGUUGUACUGGGUGGGACCACUCUAGCUUUCAGAUGCAAAUAAUUAAAAAUCCAACUUAAAAUGACUUAAUAAAAUAGAUUGGUUGGCUCAAUCGGUUAAGUGGCUCAGGUCAUGAUCUGUUUGUGGGAUCGAGCCCCAUAUCAGGCUCCAUGCUGACAGUGGUGAGCCUGCUUGGAAUGCUCUGUCCCUCUCUGUUCUUCUCCCCCCGCUUGUGCUCUCUCUGUUCUUCUCCCCUGUUUGUGUGCUGUCUCCCUCUCAAACAUAAAAAAAAAUAAAAUGACUUAAUAAAAUAUACUGAAUCAUUAUACAUGAAGUCAACUGAUAAACGGGCUUCAGUAUUUCUGAUCCAGUGAUUCAGUAGUGUCACCAAGAACCUCUAGGUUUGUUUCUCCCAUUUUCAAAUGCAGCAUUGGCAUCAUCCUAAGGCUGGCUACCCUCGUGGUCACGGGAUGAUUGCCAAUAGCAGUUGGAGCCAUGUGCUUCUUCAUUUACAUGCAGUGGAGAAGUCAGGCUGGAUUCCAAGGGCCUUCUCUUAAUAUGCAAAAGCUUUCCCAGGGUCUCAUUGAUCUAAAGUGGCUUAGACCUGUCUACCGCUGAGCCAGUCACUGGGAAACGGUAUGGAAUAACCCUUAGAACAACUGGGUCUCCUGGAGCUUAUAAGUAGAAUCCUCUUCCUCUGAGGUACAUGAGGUAUACAUGCGGACAGCAUGGAUAAUUUUUAAAAUUAGGAUUCAGGUUAGGAAAAGAAGAUGAGCAACCAACGAUGUCUACUACAUUUUUCCUUUGAGCUUUUUAAAACACAGUUGUCUAGGCACCAACUUUGUAGACUUUAUUCGGUAUGUUUAGGGUUUGGUAUAGUAUCUGUAUCUGGUAGACCUCAUAGGUUGUUUUGAUGUAUAAUCAGGAUUGAGAACAACUGGAUUAAAUGAUAGUAAUUUGGAUUAUUGGUUUUGUGAUUUGUCCAAAAAGUUUAAUCUGAUCCUGGGGUUUUUUGGCACUCAAAGUCAGAUCUGCCCCUUUUUUCAGUUAUUCAACGUCAGAAAAUGUUCAAAUCUGUUUUAAUUUAUACUUACAGCUAAAUCUCAGCCCAAUUAGUUUUCCCCACUAAAUGAUUUUCCACCUCUUUUUAAAGAGAAAAAUUCUUUUUUUAAGAACAAAUACAGGAGAGAUCCCAAUAAUGUUGUCAUCAUUGAAGACAAUGAGCCAUUGUAUGUGGAUCUGUGCCAUUCUUUGUAAUUAUAUUGCAAUUUCAUUGAAGAAAGACCAGAUAUACUUACUGAACACAAAUGUGUUCAUCUAAAGCAAUCUGAGUGCAUCAAGUUGGUGCGUUUUAAUUACGGACAAAAUAAUUUUCUGUUAAAGUAAUUCGUCUGUUCAUAUCCUGUGUUUGGAGUUUGAUUAAUUUCAGGUAUAAAAAACAUUACGAUAAAUAACGGAAAAGUAUAUAAAAAAUCAUUCUGAACUCCCUAGGUGCCUUUGGGAAGAGAGAUUGAAGUUACUCAGGUCAACAAAAGUAAAAAGACGGUCUGUUAGAAAAGCAAUUGUCACAUUAGCCUGA